Messenger RNA from Vespula vulgaris, 1857 nucleotides. It is a transcript of the gene vito, whose product is annotated as nucleolar protein 12. The record is from RefSeq and is a predicted model, not a curated record. The transcript is spliced from 4 exons. Gene Ontology annotation, cellular component: nucleolus. Gene Ontology annotation, molecular function: RNA binding. Bases 1107 to 1748 code for a protein of 213 amino acids. Lineage: Eukaryota; Metazoa; Arthropoda; Insecta; Hymenoptera; Vespidae.
UUAUAUCUACAGUUUUUCUUAUAUAACAUUUUCUAUUUCUUUUAAUAAAUUUAGAAAAGGAUAUCUAUACGUAGUAACUGCCAAGUGAUGAGAUCCGGAAAUUGGUAUUGCAUAUAUUACGUAUUUUACAUUAUACAACAUACGCACUGCUGGAUAGAUGGUUGACGUUCGAUACAAUAGAAAACUUUUUCAAAUAUAUUUUAUUGAAAUUAGAAAAUAAGAAAUUUAUAGAGCAAUAAAAAAUACACGUUAAAUUAGAGUAAAAUUUUAACAUACGUUUAAACAUUUAAUUAAUAUCAUAAAUAUCAUUAUUUCGAUGUUACUGCUUCUUUAUUAUUAGUAAUUGUUAUUUUAUUAGUUGUUAUUGUUUCCUAGCUUUACUUUAGUACUAUAUCUAUUUUGAUUUAAAGGUAUCCACGCAAUUAAUAUACUUCUGUAAACAUAUUUCUAUCGCGAUCAUAUCUAUUUUUAAUGCUAUUCACUACCUUUCGCCCAUAGUUAUGCGACUUCAGCGACAGUACGGACAAUAUACGAACUACAAACCCCCACUAUGCCCCUAUUCUAUCGAUGUAUAAGAUUCUAUAGGUUACGCUUUUCUCUCGUAUAACCUAACAAUCGAAAUUCUCUAACAGAAAUUUUUGUAUCUAGUAAAAAUAGUAAUACAUCUGACAAAAGUGAUAAAAAACCAAAUACCAGAUUAUACUUCCUUAAAAUUAGUUGAAAUUAAAUAUUUAAUCUUAGACGUUUGAAAAGAGAGAACUUGGAUGCUUCCUCGUCGGAAUUCUAAAGAAGACUGGAUCGAUAAAUAUCAAAGUCAGCCGAAUGUUUGUUUUUGUUGAUAUUAAAUGUAGUCUACGAUACGGAGAUCAAAAUUUAACUGUGUUGAAAUAUUACAUUGAAAUUAUUUUUUGUACAAUGUUUUGUAUUAGUUGUAUAUUAUAUUGUAUAUAGAUAUGGUCGUAUAUUAUAGUGUAAUUGUUUACCGUCCGAUGUGCGGAAAGAUAUUUCCUGCUUGUAUCAAUGUGUUUCCGUUAUAUAUCAGUACUCGAGUAAGAAUAGCGACGUCUAGCGACAAAUCAUAGAUUUAGUACUACGUACUUCCAAAAAUGUUAGACGUAAAUAAAAAAAAGAAAAAGCAAAAUAAACGAAAAAGUAUUACUUUAGUAUUUGACGAGAAUAAAAGACGACAAUUUUUAGGAGGUUUUCAUAAGCGCAAAGUCCAACGACAAAAAAGAGCUCAAGAGGAAUUACAAAAGCAACUGAAAGAAGAAAAAAAAAGAAUAAAACAAGAUGCACGUGAACGUUACAAAAAAUUGUUAUCAAACCGUGAUGUACCAGAACUUGAGAAAUUAUUGUCAGAACAAGAAUUUGAAACAGAAAAUCACAGAGUUAGCAUUUUAGAAAUGGAUAUCGAUUCAUUAUAUGAAAAAAAUAAAUGUAUUGGAAUAAACAAAGUAAUUGAUGAUAAAAAAGAAUCUGAAAAGGAAGAAAAUUUGGAAACUGAUGAGAAAUCUACAGCAGAAAUUUCGAUACAGGGAAUGGAAGGAAAAAAUAUUGAAUCAGCAAAGGAUUUAAAACGAGCUAUUAAACAAGCUGCAUUAAAAGAAGUAAAAAGAAGUAAAGCAUUCCAACAAAAAAACAGAUUAGAACAUAACAAGAACAAAAGGCAAAGCAUUAAAAAAAAGAAAAAACAACAAAAAAUAUUAAAAAAACGAGAAGGGAAAUUUAAAAAAAAAGUGAAGCAUUAAUAUUUUUACUGUUGUGUACUUUAUUUUUUUUUUAUAUAAAUAUUGUUUUUAAUUAUAGGAAAAAUAUUUUUAAUGCAACUUUAAUAAAGAUAUAUAAUAAUACUUUUUA